CGUGUGGGCUUGAAUAAAAACCCAAAACAUCCUGAACGCCGGAAUGAACGAGGGAGAACAGUGAACGGUGCCGCCAAAAACUAUCACCUGUGUGACGGCUUCUCAACUUCCUCCGUUCUGCUUCCCUGGUCCUGCCGAUGGAGGGAGGCUGCGACACGCUGAACAUCAUGUGCCAGGCCUGCGGCAACGUGGGCUUCGCCGACGGCUCCGACGGUUUCUUCUAUUGCACCCGAUGCGGCUCCCAGGCCGACGACAUCGUUGACACUGGGGUCGCCGACGAGGACUUCGUCGAGAACUCCAACCGCGGCGCCCUCUACCACGCCAGCCACCGCCGCCAAGCCCCCCUCGCCUCCGCUGUCAAGUACGAGUCCCUCGCCUCCCAGUCCCAGCUCUGGACUGCCCUAACCCUAAGCCCCAAAUCCCCCAAGAAGGAGCAGCAGCAGGACGACGCCUAUGACCCCUACCCUUCCCCCGCCGCUGACGUCUUCGGCUCCAUUGGUCCUGUGACGCCGGACGACUUCGCCCCCUCGAUGGGGUCCAGGGUUCUGAGCCGUGAGGAUUACUACAAUGAGGUGAGGAUCAGGUAUGUGAUGGGAUUGCAGCUUAUGGUGCAGCUUCAGUGCGAGGCUCUGGUGAAGGAGUGUGGUGCGAAUCCGCUGGUUGGUCGGAUCUGUGGCCCAAUUUGGCUUCGGUUUGUGGCUGCCACCCAGGUUUUCGAUGACAGUUGGGCUGAAAAGACCAUUACCGAUUCAGAAACUCAAAGACAAGGUGAUGUUGAAGAGCCUAAGAAGCUACCUCUCAAGUUCAGAGCUGAACCUCAAAACAUGCACGGGCAGCGAGCAGUCAUGAUAUGGUACAGGUCCUUGAGAAAGAGAAUACCAUUAUCCUCUUCCAUGGCCAUUUCCUUUCUCGCCUGCCAUGUUGCAAGAGAACCAAUUCUCCCCUCGGAUAUGGUCCAGUGGUCGGUCGAAGGGAAGCUCCCAUACUUUUCUGCCUUUACUGAGAUCGAAAAGGACAUCGGACCACCCUCUAAUGCUUGUCCCUUGAGUUCCAGUCUCAUGUUCAGGCCCUCUGAAUCAGUAUCCUCACAGAAGUUGGAAUCUCUAGCUGCUUCGAUUGGUCAGCUUAUAGGGCUGGAGUUUCCUCCAGUAAACUUUUGUGCGAUAGCCUCUCGAUACCUUGAUGAGCUGUCUCUUCCCGAGGAGAGAAUUCUCGCGCAAGCCCGCUUGAUACAGGAAUGGUCGAUGCCACCUGAUCUUUGGCUGUCCUCGAGCGAGAAGAGGCUCCCCACCCGAGUUGGUGUUAUGUCUAUCUUAAUCGUGGCCAUCAGGAUUCUGUACAACAUAAAUGGUUUUGGAGAAUGGGAGAAGAGCUUGUCUGAAGGUGCAUGUAGCUCCAGCCCAGAUGGAAACUCUGAGAAUUCCGAUGAUUUUGAUGCUAAAAAGCUUCUGCAGAAGCUCCAUGCGAGAUACAAUGAGAUUGGUCACACCUCUGAGUAUUUCAAGGACUUGCCGACCUAUCUCCAGUACUGUAAGGAUGUAGUUUUUGCUGGUAUGGAACCUCCUUUUGAGGAUUACGAAGAAGAAAAAGCUAUGGAACAGUUGUGGGAAUUUUAUCAGAAUAACAAGAAUUUUGAACAGGCAGACGAUCAAGAUCCUUGGUUUGCUAAAUAUUCAAAUGGAAAGAGGCCUAGAGAUUGUGAUAAGUGUGAGAGGAAUCCUAGCGUAGAAAACAAGAAACUACAUGACGAGAGUUCAAAUGAUACAGACCAGUCUUAUGAGUCUUCAAUGGAGGAUAAGAAUGCAGGGCCCAGUGAUCGAACUUCUGCCGAGACUUACAGAGAGAGAGCCAUCAGGAAGUUGAAACUAGACAUGGAGGAGAACCGGUUCGUCUACAUUCCUCCGAGGGUGAAGAUAAAGAGGCACGAUUACCUUCACUACAAAAGGAAGAGCGAUGAUGGGGUCUGGGCUUAUGUGGCCCACGCUGACUACUACAUACUCCUUCGGGCAUGUGCGAGAGUGGCUCAGGUCGACAUCCGGCUCAUGCAUAUGGGCGUUUUGAUUUUCGAGAAAAGGCUAGCUUGGUUAGAGAAGAGAAUAGAUCACUGCUUGUGUGUAAAGCCUCCCGAAAUCAGUUGUGAGUUUUGUAGCCAUGGAACGCAAGAUAAUAUCGAAGACAACGUUGAUGAGAUCAAUCUUUCCAGAUUAAAUUUAUGAGAAAUCAUUAUUGGCGGCCUUCAUGUCUUAGAUUGAGAAGAAAAUGGCUUUUGGUAACUCAACGGUCGGAAAAUUUGUUGCAUGGCUAGCUGGAGUUUCCAUUUGAGGCUAUGCUUCAGAGAUUUAUCUGGAGAGAGAACAGCUAGCUGUUCUGGGAUAUCAAAGAUAACCUUCGGAUUGCUUGUAUCGGGGCAUGAGGCUGCUGAACUCGCAGUGGGACUAUGGCCAUUGGAGACCAGUGUCGGUCGAACUUGUUCAUGAUGAUCAGCUGCUUCGAGUCGCGACUUCCUCAUUCGUUCCCAGUGAUGCCAUAAGUGUGGUAAAAGCUAGCUAGCUUCUCGUACUUUAAGUAAAGCUUAGCUAGUAAAAACCGAAUCCUUUCACACCAUCGUUCGCGUGCCUUGGUCGAGAAUUUCUUGAUGUUCUAGAGAGAGAUCAAUUCAGGAGGGUGGAGAAGUGGCCGAGGUUGUCAUUUAUCGGGAUCCGAGGUCAAUGACUUCGGUGUUGAUGGACACUAAAGUAAAUAGCUGGAGUGGAGAACAUAGUGAUGUAAAGGGCAUUAAAGGACAAUAAAGUAAAUCCCUUGUGAGCUUUUCUUAUA
Molecule: messenger RNA, 2817 nt
Organism: Punica granatum (pomegranate)
Lineage: Eukaryota; Viridiplantae; Streptophyta; Magnoliopsida; Myrtales; Lythraceae
Source: RefSeq, a predicted model, not a curated record